GGCGGUGUUGUGGCGGGGUGAGCUGGCAGAGGCGUGUGCGAGUCUCCUUGGCGCUGUCCCCGGCCGUGGCCUAGCAGCCUUGAGCCGCGAUGGGUGGCGGUGGGAGCAGCGCUCGGCGCGUCACCUUCGAGGCGGAUGAGAACGAGAACAUCACGGUGGUGAAGGGCGUGCGGCUGUCUGAGAGUGUAAUUGAUCGUAUGAAGGAGCCUUCUUCAUCCACUGCAAGGCCACAGUUUCAGCAACGAUCAGCCUCUGGUGAUCAUGGCUUGCUUGGAGGUGAUGCAGUUAAUGAAGAAGAACUAAAGAAAAGAGUAACUGAAGAAUUGGCAUUGGAACAAGCCAGGAGAGAGACUGAAGCUCAAAAAAGAUGAAACAGAAAUCAAAAGUAAUACGUGGAUGAAAUUGCGCACAAGUUCUGGAGCGGGAGCGGGCUGCUUCAAAUGAGCAUAUGACUAGACAGCCCAUUCUUAGAGAGAGAGCUGCGACAGAAAGAGAAAAAAAAACGCCUGGAAAAGACACCAAA
This is a messenger RNA of Chelonoidis abingdonii (Abingdon island giant tortoise), 523 nucleotides long. Lineage: Eukaryota; Metazoa; Chordata; Testudines; Testudinidae. The record is from RefSeq and is a predicted model, not a curated record.